This is a messenger RNA of Onychostruthus taczanowskii (white-rumped snowfinch), 5174 nucleotides long. Its product is annotated as fructose-1,6-bisphosphatase isozyme 2-like. Bases 89 to 1048 code for a protein of 319 amino acids. Gene Ontology annotation, biological process: sucrose biosynthetic process; fructose 6-phosphate metabolic process; fructose metabolic process. Lineage: Eukaryota; Metazoa; Chordata; Aves; Passeriformes; Passeridae. Gene Ontology annotation, cellular component: cytoplasm; cytosol. Gene Ontology annotation, molecular function: fructose 1,6-bisphosphate 1-phosphatase activity. The transcript has 7 exons. The record is from RefSeq and is a predicted model, not a curated record.
ACCUUGAUCCUGAGAUACAGUUCCAUAUGGCAAAUUCCCCGGGGAUGCCUUUAAAGUCCUGAUUUGGAGCAGGCAGGGGUCUGAGUGAAUGUGGGUUGAAGGAUCACCAUGGAGCUCUGAGCAGCUAGUGGCAGGAAAUAUUACAGAUGCUCAGUGCACUUUCUGCUUCCUCAAAACUGCAGUCAGCUGCUUCACCACCUGGGCUGUAGGCUCUGCUUCUGGCCUGGAGAACAUCUACACAGGAGCAAAAGGACCCGGGUUUGGUAUAGCUGGCACUGUGAAUGUGACGGGUGAUGAGGUGAAAAAGCUGGAUGUACUAUCUAACUCCCUGGUGAUUAACAUGCUGCAGUCCUCCUACAGCACCUGCGUCCUGGUCACAGAGGAGAACAAGGAGGCCAUCAUCACCCCGAAAGACAAGCGGGGUAAAUAUGUGGUGUGCUUUGACCCCCUUGACGGUUCAUCCAAUAUAGACUGCUUGGCACCAAUAGGAACAAUAUUUGCUAUCUACAAAAAGGAAACAGAUGACGAGCCUUCUGAAAAAGAUGCUUUACAGCCUGGCCGCAAUAUUGUUGCUGCAGGCUAUGCCCUGUAUGGUAGUGCUACACUGGUUGCCCUCUCCACAGGGCAAGGAGUGGAUUGCUUCAUGCUUGAUCCGGGUCUUGGUGAAUUUAUUUUGGUGGACAGAGAUGUUAAAAUCAAGAAGAAGGGGAAGGUGUACAGUCUCAAUGAAGGUUAUGCAAAGUAUUUUGAUCCUGCAAUGACAGAAUAUUUGCAAAAGAAGAAAUUCCCUGAGGAUGGGAGCUCCCCAUAUGGUGCCAGGUAUGUGGGCUCCAUGGUAGCUGAUGUUCACCGUACAUUGCUGUACGGUGGGAUCUUCAUGUAUCCUGCUAACCAGAAGACUCCAAAAGGAAAGCAGAUGCUCCAGUGCACCGUCGGCACACGCCCGGGAAAAAAAGAGGUCAGCUUCUCUCCACGCCCAGCUGCCGCGACACCAGCCUUGUCAUCGUGUGCUCGGAGGAGCACAGCUCUGAGACACCGCACCGGGUGACACACCAUCUGUCUUUUGCCCUUUUGAUCGCCAGGUUUCCUGUUUUGUUCCUGUGUGGACAAUUUUCUCCCUCUUUUAACAACGCAGCAUGAUUUAUUAUUCCGGCACAGAAAAAGGAGACUGCUCAAACAAAAGCAGGGAGGAUAAGUGGAAAGGGACAUGCAGAUAAAUGUAGAAUCUGAAAUUUAAACUCAGCAGAAGAACGCUGAGAAUGGGGAUGUUUACUUUUAGCUCUUUUGAAGAUAUGCUGGGAGAAAACAAAGCCAAAGGGGGAGGCUAGCCUUCUUGCAAAUCCACACCCACAGCUGCUAAUCAGUUGUCUGCCCUCUGGCAGACAGCCUCACUGCUUUUGGCCUUCUUCCUCUCCCACUUUUCAGCUCUGUGUCAGUUUAGAUUAAAAAUUCAGUGUGGAGGGAGUUUCUUUUGCUCUUGGUUUGCAAAAUUACUAACAAAAUGGGGAUAUAAAGUUCAUUGAAAUGUCUGGAAAUAGUGCUACAGAAAUACCAUUUCAAAAGUAUUCCUGAUGGGCACCCUGUGUACACAAGGUUUGCUUCUGAAAUGCUCUAUUACACUGUGAGAGAAAUGUGACAGAAAUGCUCAUAACAGCACUGAAGCAGAAAACUCAGGUCCUCUCCAAUUCUUUCCAUGACUAGCAAGCAACAAAUAGCAAAAAGGCAGCAGGAUUUAUUCUUAACCUUUGCACAGGGCAUUGGAAUUUCUAUAUAAACAGAGAGAUUUCUUUUAACUAUGAGAGAAAUCUCUAAAAGCCUAUGCAAUUUUACAACACAGCUGAUGUUUCCAGUAUAUAUUUCCUGUUCCAAAAAAACCCGGCUGUCAGUUUAUGCUUCAUGCUUGAAUGAGGAAAGCAACACCGCUAAACAUGCUGAGCAGAAGGAAUGUUAAGAUGGCUAUUGAGAAGAACUUGCGUUCACAAUUCUAGCAUUGCUGUGCUAUUAUGGUAAAAGACUGUGAUAUGUGGUUUUAUUUUUGGUGGGUUUGGUUGGGGGCUUUAUUGAGGUUUUUUGGUGGGUUCUUUGUUGUUAUUGUUUUUAUUUCUGGUUUGUUUUGGUUUCAUUGUUUUGCUAUAUCCAGCAAAAAUGGGCACCUGCACACACAGCAAUGAACAGGUUUAAAAGUUCUGUGGGCAGCCCUAUCUAGGGGUGUUUUUGUGCCUUGUUACCAGCAGCAUAAACUGAUAUAUUACAGAGCUAUGCUUAGAAGUACCCUUUGUGGGAAAAAACACCUGACUUGGCAGCUCUGAAGCCAUGGCAUUUGACUUUCAGUUUUAAACAAAAUCAAGCGUGUUCCAAGACUUGUUACAGCCUCAAGGGGUUCUCAACAUCCCAUUUCAGCAUCAACUUCUCAGACACCCUAAGCCAGUCUGAGCAUCUAGUAGCCCAGCAUUUAUUUUAAACAGUUCUAUGUCAUGGCAUGCAUGCUGUGCAGGAGGUUUUCAUUAAUAAUUUUAAAAAAAAAAAACAAUCUUACUCCAUAAAACUUAGAAUAUUUCCAUGGCAUUUAGUAGCAUAUAGUUACUGAGAUUACAGUUUUUCCCAGUAGAGCAGCAUUGCAGCAUUGCACCUGACAACGCACAGUGUUACUUCUACAAUGUGUUUCCCAGCAUCAUUUUACUGGAAAGUCUAACAGGUUUCACUCAGAAGUAGGUUUUGGAUCUCCUAGAGAACAGUCAGUGAACAAAACAAGGAAGAAGCAUUGUAAAAAAUAAUCCAGUAAGUAUUUUACAAAUGGCCAUUGCCAUGGUUUCUUUGCUCCUUUGCGCACAGAGGUUGGCAGUAGCUCUUCAGCAGAAAACAGGCAGGAUGGAAAGAGUGUUGCAGAAAUCGUAUUUUAAGGCCACUGGACAAUAAAUCUUUGCACAACAGAGCAAAGAAAAAAAACCAAAAUAUUUUUUUUGAAAAAAAACCAAAACAGCCACUUGUGUUUGUGAACACAAAUGAAGGUGGCAUCUUCUGAGAUUCUUCUGAAACUCCUAAUCUAUCUAAACUAAUCAAUCCAUGGAUCAGGUCUCCACCCUGUGGCCAACCCUCCUCCUCCCCCAAACUAAAUUCCUGGUUGGGCUCCCAUCUGUUUUCAGAAGAGCCUUAUUAUCACUUAAGUUCAGUUUUGUGAAUUGUGAAUGAAAUUUUGCUUUUGAUUUUAGUCUUUCUUCCAAACGCUUUAGGUGCCCCUGCACUUACCCGAAAUUUCACUCAUGAUUCAAUAAACUGCGAUUAGCACAUAAGAUAAUAAAAUCCCCAUUACUGAUUUAAACAAUUAUUUCUUCAAAAGAGUGUAUUAGUUGAGUGAACAUUUCAUGAUAUGACUUCCCAGCAAAGACUGAAGAGCAUUGUAUGGACAGUAAGUAAAAAUAGGUGCUUACUCUGUCAUACACCUUGGUAAACUCCUAAGACAGCUAGAAAGCAGAAACAUCACGUUACAUUAUGACAGCCUUCAGGCUAUGCUCAAUUCUUUGGUUAAUAGCCAGAAACUGCUGUCAAUCUCUACUAUGUCAAAACUGAUUAGUUGGCAUUAUGCUUAAGACAUAUAUGACAGGAUUUGUUAUUUUAUCAGGGAGAUUAAGUAGCAAAUGCUGCAUAACUGAUAUUCAGAAGCUCACUUCUGGGUUUUUUUUGAAGUGGAUAUUCCCAUUUUCCUUUGUCUCUGGUUGUCUCAGAACUAUGUUUUUGGAGUGCUGUUAUGCAGAUCAACAGUAAUCUUUCCUUAUAGAAAACCUUCAAUGAUACAAUUAAUCAUGUUUGACUUUCCUGUAAGUUUUUCACUGCAUGAAAUCACAUGCAGUGUCAUUUUUUACUAUAGCUCUUCAAAGCAUUUUGGAAAUUGUAUUAGUGCAUAGCCUGUGUAGCAGAAUAAUAACAUUUGUUUCACUGCCAAUGUUUAGAAAUUGAUUUAACUUUAGCAAAGGCAAAAACCAAUACAUCAGGAAAAUACCUCUAAAAUUCUGUUCUACUCUGCAGUCACAGAUAGUACGAGAAAUUCAGUGCUCUUAAGGGAAAAUAGUUUCCUACGUGACAGACUCUAAAGAAUAAGUACUUCAUAUGUAAGUGAAAUAAUUUAAUUUCAUGAUUUUCCUUGCCUCAUACAUGCUUUUAAAAGCUCAGGUCCAGUGAGUGAUAAAAUACAUUCAAUAAGCAGAGCAGAGAAGCUGCUAAGAGACCUUCAGGACAAGAACAGUUUAAGAAGCAUCACCACAUGAAAAUCAAAUGCAAAACUUUUUUUUUCUUCCCAAAUUCCAAUAAAAAAGUAAUUUUCACAAUUAAGAUGCUAGUCAACAAGGACUGCAAAGGUUUAUCACUGUACAGAACUGCAGUCUAGCAUGUAAUAGUGCCCAGCUCAUGUAUCUCAAUAGGUGUAAGACCCCAUUAACAACAGUAGCCGUAAUUUAGAUAGGACCUAAACCAGGUAUAAAUAGGAUUUUUUACUAGUAUGUAUUUUACUGAUAAUACAUGUGGACUAGAAUAUUUUAAAUUAAUAAAUGCAGCUUCAGCUAUCAGUAGGAAUAUGUAAUCAGUGGAAGCUUUGGAGAGAAAACACUGGACUAGUAAUCAAGAGCUUUAAUUACCACAGCUUUCUGGGAACAACUCUGGAGAUUUCCAUGACCACAGGUAACAUGCAUUUGCUGUAUCUUCACAAAAGAAGAAUGAUAAACAGAGACAACACUUCCCCCACUGGAACACAUACCACUAUGGAAUAAUUUGCUACUUUACGAUAGUAUUUUUGAAGUAAAUAAAUAAAACAGCUUUGCCGAAGAUAGGGCCACUGCAAUGGAAUCCCAAAACCAGAUUUAAUAUUGUUCUUGAAAUCUGUUCUUUAUAUUCCUUAGGAAAAAAAAAAACUUACACAAACUGCAACUUUAAAAAAAUUUUAGUCUGUAUAGUGUCAGGUAACACAAUUCUGGGUGAAGCUGUUACUUCAGGUUGUGUAAAUACUGAGUUAUCUACAUGACCUGGCUUACCCUGUCCCCUUCUUUAUUAUUCACUCUGAGGACGUUCAGCCAGAACAGUCAGCAAGUUUUAAUCCACACAAAUAUUUUUUUCUAAAGAAGUCAAAGGCUGAUGGCUGUUUUGUGAACUACAUGCCCAUUCAUGUGCAGAUACUUUGGAAAGUU